Molecule: messenger RNA, 2256 nt
Organism: Trypanosoma grayi
Lineage: Eukaryota; Euglenozoa; Kinetoplastea; Trypanosomatida; Trypanosomatidae
Exons: 1
Coding region: 1-2256 (751 amino acids)
Biological process (GO): establishment of meiotic spindle localization; spindle organization; mitotic cell cycle
Cellular component (GO): spindle pole
Molecular function (GO): protein binding
Source: RefSeq, a predicted model, not a curated record
AUGGAGUACAUCACCAUCACCGACAAGAAGCUUCGAAAACUCUCCAUGCUCGUCCCUGAUAAGGAUUUUGAAAGAUUUGAGAUGGCCGUGGUGGCGUUGCAAAGUUGCUGGCGUGGGAUUAAGAUGCGCCUCCUCUACCGCAAGUGCCUGCAACUUGUUGAACUGACGACACUCAGGCGCGAGGCAGCGGAGGUGAUUCAGUACGCGUUUCGCAACCACCUCGCCACGCGAGAGGACAUAUUGGAGAAGAAGUUGCGCAGGGAGCAUCGUCUCAAGGUGGAGCGUCUUACGCUCAUCCAGCGAUACCUGUACGAGAAGCAGAGUGUAGAAGCGUUUGGAAUGCAAUGCGUUGCGGCCUUCCAGCGACUCAUUGCCCAUAUUGCAGAGGUGCGCCGACGGUACGCUGCGGCAAUCCGUCUGCAGGCAUUCUGGCGCAUGUGUAUGACGCGCAUUCGCAUUCAUCGUGCUGUAGCGGCGUGCCAGCGUAUUCAGGCCGUGUGGCGCGGCCAUUUGGGGCGACUGCGUGCACGCGAGUUGCGCACCCGCCGACGGUUGGCGGAGCAGGACCGCAUUGCAAUGCUCACUGUACGCAUCCGACCGGUGCAGCGGUGGUGGCGAAAUGUGCUGGCGGUGCGUGCUGGCCGCGCGGUGGUGGCGUCUCGCCAGCGCGACGUUGCGGCGUAUCUUGAGGCUCAGGAGUCGGCCUUUGAGGUGGAGUGGGGGCGCAUCAAGCAUCUCCCCGACGUGGAGCUGUACAUGCUGAAGAUUCUCGCCGUAUUUCGUGGCUUCCGCUGUCGCCUUGAGUGUGCGCACCGACGCAAGCUGUUGCACGUCCUGCGCCGCUUUCUGCUCCGCAUCGUGUGGAAGAAGCGGGGAGAGCGGCAACUUCUAUCCCUGCGCGAGGUACACACACAGACCCGCAUGCUGCGGCGCCGAGGCGAGGAGGUGACGGAUGCUGCGCUGCGUAUUCAGUGUCUGGUGCGCCGCUGGCUGGCGUGGCGGCAGCGCAGGGUGUUGUGGCUGCAGCUGCAGUGGAGACACAACCAGGCCCGCGUGAUUCAGCGCGCGUACCGCCGCUUCGUUGGUCGCCGGGUGAUGGCGGCGGCGAGGAUGGAGGCAAAGCUUCAGAGCGAGAAAAAGCUGAUGGAGCACCUGAUGCAUUACAGUGCCGCAAAGAUACAAGCAACAUGGCGCAUGUACAGCGAGUACAAGAGGAAAGAGGAGUAUCUGCGUGGGGACCGCCACGUCUUUGCGACACGCAUUCAAAAAGCGUGGCGCGCGUACACUGCGCAGUGGAGCGCGCACAGCAGGCGGCUCAGCCGCCGCGACGCGGCACGUGCGGUUCAGGAGGAGCACUACCGACAGGUGGCGGCGAUCCGCAUUCAGGCCGCCGCGCGGAUGUUUCUCGUGCGCCAGAGGCUGCGGCGGAGGGGCGUGUCGCUUCGGCCCACACCGGCGAUGCUGCGGCUCUGCGCGAGACGCAUUCAGUGCGCGUGGCGCCGUCACGCCGCCUACGAGUACGUGCAGCAGCUCCGCUUCUCUCGGGCCUACUACGACCAGGCGAAGAUCAACAUGGAGUCUCUGUAUACCUACGCGACGAUGAUUCAGUCGUUUGUGCGAGGACGCGUAAUCAAUCCAAAGAUUGUUGCCGCUCGUCGUCUUGAGGUUGAGCAGGAUAUCAUCGAGAACAAGAAGCGACGCGGAGAUGUGAUACGUGGGACUCGCGCGGUUAUCACGAUACAAAAGAACUUGCAUCGCGUUCUAGAACGCCGGCCCGAACCGGUUUUGCCAUCACCUGAAGCAACCAGUGAGUGGGCAUCCGAUUUCGCCCCUGCUGUUGCUAGUGCCUCCACAGCCGCCGCCCUUCCUCGUGCUGUGGUUCCUGUAGUUAUGUCUAUUCCAGCUGUUGCCCUGGCAGCUCCUCCCGUCGAACCUGCUGCGCCUAUUUGUGUCACUUCCAUGACACCUGCCGAUGCCACGGCCUCUACCACCAGAGGUGAGGGUGGGGUAGUGAUGACGCUGGAGACGGCGGUUCCGCUGCUGCAGCGAUGCGGCCGUAGCUGCUUGGCUCGGCGAGACGUUCAAACUGCGCUCUUUGCGCACCCGCGCUGGAGGUCGGCUAUUGACGUGCAGCGCGUAUGGCGCGGAUACCGCUCGCGGCAGGUCGUUGAGGUGUACUACGAGUACUGCGAGGAGGAGGAAGAUGAAGAGGUAUCGGCGGAGGGCGGGAGUUUCGCGGAAGGAGGCUCACUGUGA